Messenger RNA from Staurois parvus, 1017 nucleotides. NCBI's taxonomy places the organism in Eukaryota, Metazoa, Chordata, Amphibia, Anura, Ranidae. The record is from the annotation of a GenBank genome assembly.
AUGACGGACCAAGCCCCCUUCGACACCAAUGUCAUCACCAUGACCCGAUUCAUCAUGGAAGAGGGCAUCAAAGCCAAAGGCACGGGGGAGAUGACCCAGCUCCUCAAUUCCCUCUGCACGGCCAUCAAAGCCAUCUCUUCUGCUGUGCGCAAAGCUGGCCUGGCCAACCUGUACGGCAUUGCUGGAUCCACCAAUGUGACAGGGGACCAGGUGAAGAAGCUGGAUAUUCUAUCAAAUGAUCUGGUUGUUAACAUGCUCAAGUCAUCAUUUAGUAGCUGUGUCCUUGUGUCAGAAGAAGACCAGCAUGCACUCAUUGUGGAGCCUGAGACAAGGGGCAAAUACAUUGUGUGCUUUGAUCCUUUGGAUGGUUCUUCAAACAUUGACUGUCUUGCAUCCAUUGGUACAAUUUUUGCCAUCUAUAGAAAGGUCUCAGAUGGUGAGCCUAGUGAAAAAGAUGCUUUGCAACCAGGACGUAACAUUGUAGCCGCAGGGUAUGCAUUGUAUGGAAGUGCCACAAUGCUGGUCCUUGCCACAGAGUGUGGAGUGAAUUGCUUCAUGUUGGACCCUGCAAUCGGAGAAUUCAUUUUGGUUAAUAGAAAUGUGAAGGUUAAACCAAGAGGCAAUAUCUACAGUCUAAAUGAAGGCUAUGCCAAAUACUUUGAUGCAGCAGUCACAGAAUAUCUCCAGAAGAAAAAGUUCCCAGAGGAUGGCAGUUCACCUUAUGGAGGACGAUAUGUGGGUUCCAUGGUGGCUGAUGUGCACCGAACACUGGUCUAUGGAGGAAUCUUCUUAUAUCCUGCAAACUCUAAAAGCCCAAAGGGAAAGCUGAGGCUUCUGUAUGAGUGCAAUCCCAUGGCCUUUGUCAUGGAAAAGGCUGGAGGAAUGGCCACCAAUGGACUGGAGAAUGUGUUGGAUAUAGUUCCAGAUAGUAUUCACCAGAGAAUGCCCAUAGCCCUGGGCUCUGUAGAAGAUGUGAAGGAGUACAUAGAGAUUUUCAAGAAACACACCAAAAAAUGA